AUCAGAGCUAGGAAUUAGAGAUUCUACUUACCAACAGCGACAUUAUGUAUCACCAGCGCCAACUGCCAUAUGCGCCGACUCCCUAUAGCUACACUCCAAUAUCUAAUCUUUCGGCGACGAUAAGCCUUGAUGAGGAAGUUAAGCUGUCCACGACGAACGCUGAGCGUGACCUUUACGAAUCGCUGGCGGAGCUUUAUAGUAUCAUUGUUACCUUGGAUGCAGUCGAGAAAGCUUACCUUCGAGAUUCGAUGAAGGAAGUGGAAUACACAGAUACCUGCAGCCGCCUCUUAAAGCAGUACAAGUCUGUUUUGAAUAAUGACACAGUUGCAAAAGCCUUCGUGGAUAUCGAAACAUUCACAAGAGAAUGGGAUAUGGAAUGUCCUCGAGCAACCGAACGCAUAAGGGUCGGUAUCCCUGCGACAGUCGAGGCUUCGUCAUAUAAAUCGACCACCAAUAAUGGAGGCAAUGCAGACGCCGAUGUUAUCUUGGUGGUCACAGCUACUGAAAACUUCAUUACAGUUCUCGAUGCCGUCAAGAUUGGGAUGCUGGAGAAAGACACAUUGCAUCCACUUCUAGCCGACAUUAUACAGGCCGUGAACAAGGUUACCGAUGAGGAAUUUGAUAGCAAGUCGAAGAUUAUUCAGUGGUUGAUAACCCUCAACCAAAUGAAAGUGUCUGAAAAGUUAACCGAAGACCAAGCUCGGGAGUUCCAAUUUGAUAUUGAACAAGCAUACUAUGGAUUCAAGGAUACUCUGAAGAGAUGAUCCGGAUUCGACUACUUCUCCACCAUACCACAUUACAAAUAUCACGAGGACUAUGACGACACCGCCCGUUCAGGUAGGUAUGCGCCAGCGCU
Pseudovirgaria hyperparasitica is the source of this 856-nucleotide messenger RNA. RefSeq names its product ESCRT-1 complex, Vps28 subunit. NCBI's taxonomy places the organism in Eukaryota, Fungi, Ascomycota, Dothideomycetes, Acrospermales, Acrospermaceae. The coding region runs from base 45 to 764 and encodes 239 amino acids. The record is from RefSeq and is a predicted model, not a curated record. Gene Ontology annotation, biological process: protein transport to vacuole involved in ubiquitin-dependent protein catabolic process via the multivesicular body sorting pathway. Gene Ontology annotation, molecular function: protein-containing complex binding. The transcript is spliced from 3 exons. Gene Ontology annotation, cellular component: ESCRT I complex.